AUGAUUAAUGAGUUGAUUGAUCAGUUGAAUCUUGUUGAUUUGCCCAUGAAGGGUAGAAGAUUCACGUGGUGUAAUGCUCUUGACGGGGAGAGAUGGAGUCGGAUAGAUAGGUUCCUUCUGGAGGGUAGGUGGCUUGAGCAGUUCUCCUUCAAGCAGUGGGGACUGCCCGGAACGAUUUCUGAUCACUGUCCUGUCAUGAUAAAGGAGGAUGAGAGGAAUUGGGGCCCUAAACCUUUCAAAUUUAUUAAUGCUUGGCUACUUCACCCUAAUUUCAUAUCAGCAGUGAAAAGCUCAUGGGAGGUUCAAGUUCAACAGGGUUGGGCGGGGUUUAGAUUGUUGAGGAAGCUUGCCUCUCUCAAAGCCAGUCUUAGAAGAUGGAAUUUUGAGGUGUUUGGUCAUGUGGAAACAGAACUUAAGAAAACAGAAGAGGAUUUACACGCUUUGGAUUUGGUGGCUGAAGAAAGAGCAUUGUCAGAAACAGAAGCAAAUUCAAGGAGAGUAUUCAGAGGGCUAGUUUGGAAUUUGCAUAGAAGGAAGGAGAGUUUGUGGCAUCAAAAAUCUAGAAUGCUGUGGGCUAAGUGUGGGGACAAGAAUACAAGGUUUUUCCAUUUGAUGGCUAGCUCUAGGCAAAGAAGAAACCUCCUUGAUUCAGUUGUGGAUGAUGGGUUCUAG
Camellia sinensis is the source of this 672-nucleotide messenger RNA. NCBI's taxonomy places the organism in Eukaryota, Viridiplantae, Streptophyta, Magnoliopsida, Ericales, Theaceae. The record is from RefSeq and is a predicted model, not a curated record.